UUGUAAAAAAGCUAUAGAAAAUGGGUAAAUUUGUCUUCACUUACUGGGACUUACGGGGAAUUGCAGAACCAGCAAGAAUGCUUUUAGAGUAUGGUGGAAUAGAAUAUGAAGAUAGACGUAUGAGUGUGAGCGACCACCCGAAAUGGCUUGUUGAAAAGUUCAGUUUGGGACUGGAUUUCCCGAAUCUUCCCUACAUAAUUGAUGGUGACGUCAAACUCUCCGAGAGUUGGGCUAUUUAUAGAUAUAUUGGCAAAAAAAUCAGUCUGUUUCCAGCAUCGGAAGAAGACCAACGACAUUCAGAUAUGCUUCAAGGAGUGAUAAACGACAUCAGAGUCGGACUUAUCAGAUUUAUGUAUGAUGCCGAUCUCUAUAAAAAAAUCGAUGAGCUCCGUAAGAACCAAUCUGAAAAAGUAGAUUUGAUAGAAAAAUAUUUGAAAGGUCGAAAAUUUCUGAUAGGAAACGACUUGUCUUAUCUCGAUUUUGCUUUGUUUGAAACUUUCGACCAACACCGUCUAUUUUUUACCGAUAUUUUUGACCAAUCACCUAAUAUUCAAAAUUACAUGGAAAGAUUUGAAUCACUGCCGCCAAUUGCUAACUACUUGAGUUCUUCCAGAUACAAGUUUCCAAUAACGGCUCCAAUGGCUACAUGGGGUGGGCAAAAGGAAAAUGACAGAAAAUAGUUGGUAAAUCACGCCGAGGGCAACGUAGAAAAUUUGUAUUACAACCCGAAUAUCAAUCUUUGUUGUAUUUGUAAUAUGAUAGUAAUUAAAAUAUUUCCUGAAAUAUUAUUGGUUUUACUUUAUUGAUAUUUUUUGGUCAAUUCCGUAUGAAAAUUUCAAUUGAGUUUGAAUAAAAUCAAAAAUGAAUAGUGCAAAAGAUAACCGUGCAUUGAUGGACAAGUAUAGUGGAAAUCGUUCAAUGAGUUGUUAAAUUUUACAAAUCGAAAUUUUAAUUCGGGAGCUACGUGCCAACUAGUCCAUAAUUUAUAACUAGCUACGUACGUCAAAUUUUUUAUAUGCUUUUAAAUCUUUCAAAGUACAUUAUGUAGGCAUUAUGCCUACUUCAUCUGCUUUUAAGUGUGGUCUGUGGUAUGUAUCAAAGAAAUAUUUCUAAAACAUUCAGUGGUAUUGAACAUAAUGCCCGUCAUUCAUCGCAUUGUAUAAAUAACGCGGUUUUGUGGUUUACAAAACAGCAAAAAAGAAAUGUGCAAACGUGGCAAAGUCAGGAACGAAAUAUAACAUUGGUAUGGCAUAUCUUAUUAGGUUAUAUGAUCCAACCUUGACCAGACAUACAUGAUCGAUAAGCAAAACUUUCCAA
This is a messenger RNA of Styela clava, 1317 nucleotides long. RefSeq names its product glutathione S-transferase Mu 1-like. The record is from RefSeq and is a predicted model, not a curated record. Gene Ontology annotation, biological process: glutathione metabolic process. Gene Ontology annotation, molecular function: glutathione transferase activity. Lineage: Eukaryota; Metazoa; Chordata; Ascidiacea; Stolidobranchia; Styelidae.